Messenger RNA from Vicia faba (fava bean), 2679 nucleotides. The record is from the annotation of a GenBank genome assembly. NCBI's taxonomy places the organism in Eukaryota, Viridiplantae, Streptophyta, Magnoliopsida, Fabales, Fabaceae.
AUGGCCUCAAAAGCUUUAACCACUGGUUCUCACUCCCGAAAUGGAUACCGUUUCUCAGUCUUUGAUGACUCAGAUGAGGAAAAUGGAGACUGCAAUAUUCAACAGCAAAGGAAACACAAUGAUCAUGCUUUCUCUUUGGCCGGAAGCGUAGCUAAUAAGGAUUUUGAAGAGCAUAAAUCAUUCAACUAUAAUGAAGAGAAAGGGAAAGGAAAUCAAGAAAAGAGAAGUCUUAUGAGCAAUGACAUAGAAGAAGAUGAAUACCUUUUGGCUGAGUCGAGGCAACCAUUAUGUCGUAAGGUUCCAAUAGCUUCGAGCCUAAUCAAUCCAUACCGCAUAGUCAUAGUCAUGCGUCUCAUUGUCCUAGUUUUCUUCUUUCACUUCCGCAUCACAACUCCUGUGCAUGAUGCAUUUGCCUUAUGGAUAAUCUCCGUGAUCUGUGAAAUAUGGCUUUCUUUGUCUUGGGUAAUAGAUCAAUUCCCCAAGUGGUUCCCCAUGACUCGCGAAACUUACUUGGAGCGCUUGUCCAUGAGAUUCGAGCGCGAUGGGGGGCCGAACCUUUUAGCCGCAGUUGAUGUCUUUGUUACCACUGCAGACCCUUUGAAGGAACCACCUAUUAUAACAGCAAACACAGUUCUAUCAAUCUUGUCUGUUGAUUAUCCCGUUGACAAAGUUAGCUGCUACGUCUCCGAUGACAGUGCUUCUAUGCUUCUCUUUGAUACUUUGUCACAAACUUCUCAGUUUGCAAGAAUAUGGAUUCCGUUUUGUAAAAAGUAUAACAUUGAGCCAAGAGCUCCCGAGUCUUAUUUUUCUCAUAAAGUUGAUUACUUGAAAGACAAGGUACUUCCAACAUUUGUAAAGGACCGCAGAGCUAUGAAGAGAGAGUACGAAGAAUUCAAGGUGAGAAUUAAUGUACUUGUCGCAGAGUCUCAGAAAAAACCAGAAGAGGGGUGGGUGCUGCAAGAUGGUACUCCAUGGCCUGGGAAUAACACUGACAAUCAUCCAGGAAUGAUUCAGGUGUGUCUUGGAAGUGCUGGGGCUGUAGACAAUGAAGGCAAGUCACUGCCACGGCUUGUGUAUGUUUCGCGCGAGAAAUGUUCUGGCUAUCAACACCAUAACAAAGCUGGAGCAAUGAAUUCUCUGCUUCGAGUUUCUGCUGUGCUUAGCAAUGCACCUUUUGUGUUGAAUCUGGAUUGUGAUCAAUACAUCAAUAAUAGCAAGGCUAUUAGGGAGGCUAUGUGCUUUCUCAUGGACCCUCUACUUGGGAAGAAGACCGCUUAUGUCCAAUUUCCGCGAAGGUUUGAUGGCAUCGACGACAAUGAUAGAUAUGCUAAUCACAACACUGUAUUCUUUGAUAUCAACAUGAAAUGCCUUGAUGGAAUUCAAGGUCCAGUUUAUGUUGGUACUGGAUGUGUGUUCAACAGACAAGCAUUAUAUGGCUAUAAGCCACCAACCGAGAAAAGACAAAAGACGGGCUUUUCAUGCUGCUGUUGUUGUUCUGAUGACUCUCGUUCAGAACUUGAUGUUGAAGAGAUUGAUGAUUUUCUUGAAGACAAUGAGGAACAAAAGGAAUCAUCCUUCAUGUCCCUUAAAUUUUUUGAGAAAAAGUUCGGAGAGUCGCCGGUUUUCAUUGCUUCUGCCUUGAUGGAAGAUGGUGGACUUCCAAAAGGCACUAAUACGCGAAUACUGGUGAAAGAAGCUAUUCAUGUUAUUAGUAUUGGAUAUGAAGAGAAAACUGAAUGGGGCAAAGAGAUAGGGUGGCUUUAUGGUUCAAUCACAGAAGACAUCUUGACAGGGUUUAACAUGCAUUGCAGAGGAUGGAAAUCAGUAUACUGCAUGCCUAAAAGAGCGGCUUUUAAAGGAUCUGCUCCUAUAAACCUAUCAGAUAGAUUACAUCAAGUUCUGAAAUGGGCUUCGGGUUCUACUGAGAUUUUCUUUAGUGGUUAUUGUCCAUUGUGGUAUGGCUAUAGUGGAAAACUUAAAUGGCUUCAAAGGCUCGCUUACACGAACCAUAUCGUUUAUCCGUUCUCUUCCAUCCCUCUUUUGGUAUACUGCAUAAUUCCGGCUAUCUGUCUUCUGACCGGAAAAUUCAUCCUCCCCACUCUGACAAGCCUUGCAAGCAUUUGGUUAAUGACUCUAUUUAUUUCGAUCAUUCUAACUUGUGUGCUAGAGCUUCGUUGGAGUAAGGUUAACAUUCAGGACUGGUGGCGCAACGAGCAAUUCUGGGUCAUUGGAGGUGUUUCUGCACACCUUUUUGCAGUGUUUCAAGGCCUCCUUAAAGUUGCAGGGUUAAACACUAAUUUCACUGUGAGAACGAAAUCAACAGACAGCGCUGCAUUUGGACAGCUCCAUCUCUUCAAGUGGACAACUCUUCUCAUCCCACCAACAAGUAUUGUAAUUUUGAAUAUGGUUGGAAUUGUGGCUGGAGUCUCUGAAGCUAUUAAUAGUGGCUAUAACUCAUGGGGACUUUUAUUUGGGAAGGUUUUUUUCUCUUUCUGGGUUAUUGUUCACUUGUAUCCUUUCCUCAAAGGUCUGAUGGGAAGGCAAAACAAAACUCCUAUCAUAGUGGUUUUGUGGGCAACACUUCUAGCGUUGAUUUUCUCGAUGAUAUGGGUGCGAAUUGAUGUUUUCUUGCCCAAGAAAACAGGUCCUGUACUUUCACAAUGUGGGAUAGAAUGUUAA